AGUGUUUCUGUCCUUGUACUGUAGUACAUCAAUACUUAUACAUUCUUCUAAAGGUCUAAAGUAAAUUAUACAAGUAUUUCUGUCCUAAACAGUAGGGCAUCAAUACUUACACUUUCUCCUAAAGGUAGUGUUUUAUAGAAAGUACUGGAAUUAGUUAUCAUGUAUAAGACGUAUUUACAGUAUAUUUUUAACUCCACCAUGUCAUACAUGUAUAAGUUUGUCUCUUGUCAUUCAAAGGGCUUCCAAGGAAGAUGUGGACCCAAAGGAGACAUUGUGAGUAUCACUUUUGUUUGUGAAUGAUUGGAGCCUUCAUUAUUUCAUGAAACACUAACAAAUAUUCAGUUUUCUGCUUGAAGGGAGACCCUGGUGUGGAGGGGCUGGCUGGUGAGAAAGGUGAAAAGGGUAUGUCUGGAGAACCUGGUCCUAAAGGACAGGUGAGUUGUUUGUUGUUUGUUGUUUGUUUGUGACAGGGUAUGUCUGGAGAACCUGGCCCUAAAGGACAGGUGAGUUGUUUGUUGUUUGUUUGUGACAGGGUAUGUCUGGAGAACCUGGCCCUAAAGGACAGGUGAGUUGUGUAUGAUCAUGUGUUAGGUAAAUAUACACUUCAUGCACUUGUAUUCAGCCUACAUUUGUGUGUUUGCAGCACAGAGUGAGGGGAGACCUUGGACAUAACGGUCCAACUGGAGACUCUGGGAAGCCAGGUGAUCUAGGACCCCCUGGACCGCCUGGUCCUCGGGGGUUUGAACGGCAUGAGAGGAGUGCCUGGCAUGCCGGGUAUUGAGGGUCCACCGGGACCAGAUACAUCUGAGCAGCAUGUUAUUGAUGUGGUGCUAAGAAUGUUGCAAGAGAGGCUGGCAGCAGUAGCAGUGAGCACUAAAAGGGCUGUGCUUGGUGGAGUUGCAUCAUGGGAACUCCCCGGCCCUCCUGAACCUCCGGGAUCAACGAGUCCACAAGGACCACAUGGUUUGCCUGCUUCUCCAAAAAUUCCUGGGAUGAUAGGAGCUGAUGGACGGAUCGGAACAAAAGUCUUAAGGUAG
Messenger RNA from Entelurus aequoreus (snake pipefish), 1037 nucleotides. Its product is annotated as collagen alpha-2(IX) chain-like. Lineage: Eukaryota; Metazoa; Chordata; Actinopteri; Syngnathiformes; Syngnathidae. The transcript is spliced from 4 exons. The record is from RefSeq and is a predicted model, not a curated record. Bases 750 to 1037 code for a protein of 95 amino acids.